Molecule: messenger RNA, 348 nt
Organism: Peronospora matthiolae
Lineage: Eukaryota; Oomycota; Peronosporomycetes; Peronosporales; Peronosporaceae
Source: the annotation of a GenBank genome assembly
AUGGUGCAAGUCACGUUGCUUUGUGCGAUCGUUGGUAUAUCCAACAGCGUUUUCUUAGUAAAAAUUGACACAGAUAGAUCAGUGGCUCACUUGAAGGAUGCCAUUAAGGCGAAGAACGCAGUGGAUGUCCUGUGCGAUGCUAGAGAGCUGCGGCUCUUCCUGGCGAAAAAAGAUGGGGCGUGGCUGCGAGACGACGGUGAUUUGUACAGACUGAUUCAGACACAAGGAAUCCUCGAUGGGAUGGAGGAGAUGCGCGCGUCGUGGGAAUUGUCAGAUCCCAGUCUGUUUGGUACUGGCGUAUUGCUAGGAAAGAAGAUGGUCCACGUGCUGGUGGUGCGUCCGAUGUAA